UCAGUCAGCCCGCGGAUCCCGUCGCACGCUCCCCACUGCCCCGCGAUUUUCGCGUGGGCUUAGAGGCGGAGGGACAACAAAAAAUGGCGGAGCGGAGCCAGACGGUGCCUGAGGCAGGCAAUGAUAUGGGAAAUGAUGAUGCCAUCGGAGGGAAUGUGAGCAAAUAUAUGGUGCUUCCGUCUGGAUACUGUGGACAGUCCAAGAAAGGACAUCUUAUCUUUGAUGCUUGCUUUGAAAGCGGUAACCUUGGAUGGGUAGACCAGGUCUCUGAAUUUGAGUAUGACUUAUUCAUUAGGCCGGAUACCUGUAAUCCACGCUUCCGAGUCUGGUUCAACUUUACUGUUGAAAACGUGAAAGAAUCACAGAGAGUCAUUUUCAACAUUGUUAACUUCAGUAAAACCAAGAGUCUUUAUAGAGAUGGAAUGGCUCCUAUGGUGAAAUCUACAAGCAGACCCAAAUGGCAAAGGCUGCCACCUAAAAAUGUUUACUACUACCGGUGCCCGGACCAUAGGAAGAAUUAUGUGAUGUCCUUUGCAUUUUGUUUUGACCGAGAAGAAGAUAUUUACCAGUUUGCUUACUGCUACCCAUAUACAUACACACGCUUUCAGCAUUACCUUGACAGCCUGCAAAAGAGAAACAUGGAUUACUUCUUUCGGGAGCAGCUGGGUCAGAGCGUGCAACAGCGGCAGCUUGACCUCCUGACAAUAACCAGCCCCGACAACCUUCGGGAAGGAGCAGAGCAGAAGGUAGUAUUCAUCACAGGACGAGUCCACCCAGGGGAAACACCCUCUUCAUUUGUGUGCCAAGGGAUCAUUGACUUCCUCAUAAGCCAGCACCCUAUUGCCCGUGUCCUACGGGAACACCUGGUCUUCAAGAUUGCACCAAUGCUCAACCCUGAUGGAGUCUACCUGGGCAAUUACAGGUGCUCUCUGAUGGGGUUUGACCUGAACCGUCACUGGCUGGAUCCCUCUCCGUGGGCCCACCCUACCCUGCAUGGAGUGAAACAGCUCAUCAUCCGGAUGUACAAUGACCCAAAAACAAGCCUGGAGUUUUAUAUUGACAUCCAUGCCCACUCCACCAUGAUGAAUGGCUUCAUGUAUGGCAACAUCUUUGAAGAUGAGGAACGAUUCCAGAGGCAGGCCAUUUUCCCCAAGCUCCUCUGCCAGAAUGCUGAGGAUUUCUCCUACUCCAGCACAUCCUUUAACCGGGAUGCUGUGAAAGCAGGAACCGGACGUCGCUUCCUCGGUGGGCUACUGGACCACACUUCCUAUUGCUACACCCUGGAGGUCUCCUUCUACAGCUACAUCAUCGGGGGUACCACAGCCGCUGUGCCCUACACUGAGGAAGCCUAUAUGAAGCUGGGAAGGAACGUGGCGAGAACGUUUUUGGAUUAUUAUCGGCUGAACCCCCUGGUCGAGAAAGUGGCAAUUCCCAUGCCGAGGCUGCGGAAAGAAAAGCCCCCUCCCUACAAGCACCCACUCCUGCGGGGCCCAGCCAGGAACCACCCCAACGGCAAAGGCGACAAGAAGAGCUCCGUGAACCACAAAGACCCUUCAAACUCUUUUUAA
This is a messenger RNA of Neomonachus schauinslandi (Hawaiian monk seal), 1568 nucleotides long. It is a transcript of the gene AGBL4, whose product is annotated as AGBL carboxypeptidase 4. The transcript has 13 exons. Gene Ontology annotation, biological process: proteolysis. Gene Ontology annotation, molecular function: metallocarboxypeptidase activity; zinc ion binding. Lineage: Eukaryota; Metazoa; Chordata; Mammalia; Carnivora; Phocidae. Bases 84 to 1568 code for a protein of 494 amino acids. The record is from RefSeq and is a predicted model, not a curated record.